CACAAUGCUGGGGAUUAUGAUGGUGAUACUGUUAUGGAUUACAGCAGUGCUUUUUAUUCUUCCUGAUUCUGCACAAAUGAACAUCGUCAGUCAGCCGAACUCAGUCAUCACUGCUGCUUCUGGUGAAAACGUGACUCUACACUGCUUUCGAACGGAAAACAGACUGACCGAAUCCAUCAUUUGGUACAAACAAGCAGUAGGACACGAACCAUGUGUGAUAGUUACAGUUCAUAAACUUGCACAGAACACCAUUUUUGAAGACAAGUUCAACUCACCGAGGUUUACAGUCGAUAAUUCAGAAAGAAGCUGCCAUUUAAAAAUUACAAAUGUACAACCAUCAGAUGAAGCUAUGUAUUACUGUGGAUUAGAACAGAUUACGAUAUCAUUUGGAAAAGGAACUUUUUUAUCAGUAAAAGGAGAUGAUGCUGUAAAAGUGUCAGUGUUCCAGAGCAGUGUGUCAGACUCGGUUCCUGCAGGAGCAUCAGUGACUCUGCAGUGUUCGGUUCUCUCUGAGAGCAGAACAGCAGAACUCCAAGUGCUCUGGUUCAGAGCUGCUCCAUCACAAUCCCAUCCUCAAAUCAUUUACACUCAUCACAACAGCAGCCUUCAGUGUGAGAGCGAAUCUUCUACACACUCCUGUGUGUACAACUUGUCCAAGAACAUCUUCAGCCUCAAUGAUACUGGAACUUACUACUGCGCUGUGGUCCUGUGUGGGAAGAUCAUUUUUGGGAACGGGACACGAGUACAGCUGGUAGAAUCAGUUGAUCCUGUCAUGAUCUGCCUCACUGUAGCUUUGGGAGUGUGUGUGAUUGUGAUCUCUGUUCAAACUCUUUUGCUCUGUAAAAAGACAAAAUAUGGAAAAUACAAAAAGACAAAAAGCAGUGUGAAAAGACCUGAAAGAGCAAACAAUCAGGAUGGUGAAUCUGUGGAGCUGAAUUACGCUGCGUUACAUUUUAAUGAAAAGAAAAACAGAACAAGGAGAGAAAAGAGAAAAUAUCCUCAAGAGGCUUUGUACUCUGAAGUCAGAUCUUUCACCAUUACUUAGAUUAUACAUCUUCAAUAAUGUAUUUCUCCAUCAACUUCAUCGAUUCCUGCUCUGAUGUAUUUAAUGUAAAAACUUAAAGAAAAAAAAUAAUCCUGUUGUAUAUCGAGAUUUUCUUUUGCUGAUCAGACUGAACACACACUCAGAGAUAUAUUUGUAUUUUUCUGCAAACUGUAGUUUUUUUCAUACUUUUAACUACAAACCAUUUUAGAUCAGAUUACACUCUUUCCG
Silurus meridionalis is the source of this 1273-nucleotide messenger RNA. Its product is annotated as immunoglobulin superfamily member 2-like. The transcript is spliced from 6 exons. Gene Ontology annotation, biological process: response to bacterium. The record is from RefSeq and is a predicted model, not a curated record. The coding region runs from base 5 to 1045 and encodes 346 amino acids. Lineage: Eukaryota; Metazoa; Chordata; Actinopteri; Siluriformes; Siluridae.